ACACAGUUCUCAUAUUGUCCGCACCUUUAUUGUUAGUUUUUCACAAUUGAAGCUUUCUUUGACUAAUUAAAUCUGUGUCUAACUACAAUGCGAACCUACGUUUUCUCUCUUGUAAUUUUCGUUCUUGUGGCGGAUAUUUUCGGGCAUCUCCAUUCUGUUUUUCGUCACUUUGAAAUACUCUCUCCUGCGCAUGCGCAGACCCGCACCAAACGUUGCGCCAUGUCCAAGCGCGUGAUUCUCAAGACUGUAAAGUUUAGGGCGCUGGGGAAAAACCUUGUUGUGCACUUGGAGCCGGGCUCCCCAGUAAUAGAUCAUGAAAAUGUUCAGAUCGAAGCAGUUUAUAAAAACGGAAGUUCCAGGUCUGUGAAAAUAAAGAAAACAGCGUUUUAUGUAGGGCAUGUGGCAGGUCAGCGGUCAAGCUCUGUGGAUGCACUGUAUCUGGCCGGGAAGUGGUCCAUGAUGAUUCAAGAACAAGAAAUUAUUUUUAUAGAGCCCCUAAGGAAAUAUGACAGCAAUGGAAGAGUUAGAGAUAUGAUCAUAUACAGACAGACUGAUCUACGAACAAUGAGCAACAACAGAAGCUCGGAUCACAAUACCUCGAGAUCUUUCUGUGGAGUUACCAAUGACAACAUGCCGCAGAGAAAACGUUUUGAGGAUCGCGAAACAACGUGGUCGAGAUUUCAGGAACUUUCAAAGACAUUCUCGACCGCAGCAGACGAUUCGUUACCACCUUUGUACAGGACUUUUGUGCGCUCCAGUGAGCGAGAUAAUCUAGAACCCAGGAUGCCUCGAAGUCCUGUUUUCUAUUUCAACACCUGCGACAUGCUUGCCAUCAUGGACACACUGGCGUUCAAGGGCGUCGGGGGAGGCUCCCUGUACAAGAGCGCCAGCAUUCUCGUCUACUGGUACCAGCUGGCAGACAGUAUCUUCAAGAAGGCGCAAUUCGGAAUAUUCCGCGGGAUGCGGCUGAAAAUAAAGACUAUUUACAUCAUGACUGAGUUUACUCCGUCCGUGGAGCCGCAUUUCAACAGAGACCCCGCCAUCGGACAGGUGCAUGCAGACGAGGUCAAGGCCUCACUGAACAAGGAGAAAUGGUUUAGUCAUUACUGCCUGGCACAUCUGAGCACAGAACGAAAAUUUGUGGACAAUAUCUUGGGUCUCGCUUCCCUGGCCAAUGUUCCGGUCUACGACGAGGAUGAUUAUAGAUAUUCUUUACCUUUUUGGAACGAAGGCAUUUGUGCAUCGAACGCUAACAACGCAGCCUUUUCCUGUAUCCGAAUGGACGACAAUGUCCUCUCUGAUGCUAUGUACAUUGUCAUCUUGACCCACGAGAUCGCCCACGGAUGGGGAGCCCAGCACGACGACAAUUUCCACGUCAGCGAGUGUUUCCCAAGUGAGGAAGACGGGGGCAAGUACAUCAUGUGGAGGGGACACAACGGGGCCAGGGAUCCAAACAAUUUGAGAUUCUCUCCGUGUAGUGCUUCCUCCAUACAAGAAGUCCUUCUGUACAAGGCUCACAAGUGCCUGCUUCCUGCUCAUGCUGUGGUCCACACUUGCGGCGACUCUGUCGUGGAGUUUCCAGAGCAAUGCGACGAAGGGCUGAACCCAAACAGUUCCUGCUGCACAGAUAAUUGCAGGUUAAAAGAUGGCGCCGUGUGUUCCCCGUUCAAUCACCCCUGUUGUACUAAGAUGUGUGGCGUUGCGUCAAAGACACAGAGGUGCUAUCAACCCCGAAACCUGACCUGCGUAGCACCGUCCUACUGCGACGGGGAAAGCUUCUCACAAUGUCCCUCCCCGGUGUCGCUGCCCGACGGCCGGGACUGUGAGGACCGGGGAACAUGCUGGUCCGGGAAGUGCCUGAGCUACUGCGAAAAUAAGGGCCGGACCUCGGAGCGCCCCGUCUACCUGGAGUCGUGCACCUGUGACACGGACCGUGUGGCUAUGUGCUCUUUGUGCUGUAGGGCCCCAGGUACUAACACCUGCAUCCCCACCCCAGACCACCAGGACGAAGGGAUGCCCUGCUUGUUGGGAUUUUGCAAGAAUGGGAAAUGCGAGGGGACCUUUGAGGUCAACAUGAACUUUGUCAGCAUGGGCGGAGGGCAGAGCUUGGCCAAGAGAAACAUGGUCUUCAUCGUUAUUGCUCUUACUGCGCCCCCAUUCGCAUUGGUUGGUGUAGGCCUAUGGCUUCAGGAUCGCAUUAAGAAGAGAAAAAAGGCGAAAGACAAAGCAGAAUUGAGUUGUGUAAUAAUUUCGUCUAAAUUAUCUACUUCUGCCGGAAGUAAGAUGGUGAUUGGACAUGAAGAAAUUGACCAGUGACUUAUAUUUCUCAGUACAGAUUUUUUUUUUUUAAAUGUAGAGCUAGCAUUUUAUUUUAAUUUUUGCCAGAAGUCUAGAACACAAAAUGAUGUCAUGUCACUAUCUAUCUUUGAAAAAGAUUUUUCUGAUUUUCUUUUUUUAAUUUUUUUUUUGCUGCUUUAGAUUUGAGAAUUAGGAUAGCUUAUAUUAUUAAAGUACUGUUACAUUAUUCCUUGUCGGUACGUUCACAAAAAUAUCAUGAAAUAUGAAGGGAGGCCAAGCACCUUAUGUACAAUAAUUCUUGAAAACGCAAGACCCAGUUGCCACCUUCAUUUUUUGUCUCAUCUGAUGUAGAUAAAUAUAACACUAAAAACUAUACAUGAUAGGAACGAGCAGAGUACCACAAAUAAAAUGUAACCACUAACUUGUAAAUAAUGUUUGUGGUGAUAUGACACUACCGACUUCUGUACGAACUGGUUUAUAUAGCUCAAAUUUUGUGUAUUAAUGUGGUUCUUAAUAUCAUGAAUAUGUAUUUUUUGUUUACAUUCCAACUCGUAUGAAGCCAGAAAUGUAAUUAAUUUUUAACUGUAUGAACAAUAAUAACAAUAAUUCAAAAUCUA
Messenger RNA from Biomphalaria glabrata, 2915 nucleotides. Its product is annotated as ADAM 17-like protease. Gene Ontology annotation, biological process: membrane protein ectodomain proteolysis; Notch signaling pathway. Gene Ontology annotation, cellular component: plasma membrane. The record is from RefSeq and is a predicted model, not a curated record. Gene Ontology annotation, molecular function: metalloendopeptidase activity. Lineage: Eukaryota; Metazoa; Mollusca; Gastropoda; Planorbidae. The transcript is spliced from 6 exons. Bases 88 to 2316 code for a protein of 742 amino acids.